This is a messenger RNA of Boeremia exigua, 552 nucleotides long. RefSeq lists its product as uncharacterized. The record is from RefSeq and is a predicted model, not a curated record. Bases 148 to 510 code for a protein of 120 amino acids. Lineage: Eukaryota; Fungi; Ascomycota; Dothideomycetes; Pleosporales; Didymellaceae. The transcript has a single exon.
UGUGGAUAGCGGAGAGGAAAGCAGAGCGGCAGCGGUGUCGAAAGUAUAGUGCAAGAAAGAAUCUAGUGUAAGAAUAGCCGCCAAACAGUAACAAUAAUACAAUCGAGAAUGGCGAGUACACCCAGAUGCUGCAAUUGAGCGACUUGCAUGACUGUGCCACACACUGUGGCAGCGGGAGUGGCUGUCCUUUUAAGCUUUGAGGGUUUUUGGGGGCCGCCCCACACGGCUCCGGCUCUGGAAGACACGGCAUCUGGAGUACGUACCCUUCACUGCCGAGAUCCGCUAGCUGACAUUGUGCUGGUUUUAGAGCGUUUGGGGGCUGCAUAUACAUACACGAGUAAGUGCGGGAUUGCGUCAGACGCAGAUCAAACAUGCGCCUCGGAUACAUCUACAACUAAGCACGCUGGGAAAAUGCCAUCGCCAACGCGAAUGUCAUACUCCUCAAUAACUGCGACCAGCUUUAUGUGUCCCGGCGCUCUCCGUUGUGUGAUCAACAACAAGGUCAGAUAAAUAUAGCGGCGAAGCCUAAACAUCCAGCGGCCUGCCAAGCAG